AUGAGUUAUGUCGACGAUCAUUUACUCCCGCUUGCUCAUAACGCUCAUGAAGUUCAGCUCCUGGGCGAUUCCUGGUCUGGCAUCAGAUACAUCGCACAUACUAUGGCACCGUCCGCGACUAGUGAGGUGCCUUCGACGAGGUCAAGAUACAUCAAUGGAGCACUAAUUCCAGACAUUGAAAGACAUGGAGACAAUCCUGUCGUUAUCCGACUCUGUGACGAAGAAUUCCACUCCGGAGAGACGAAACCGGAGACCAUACAAGAGUGCCUAAGGUAUUUCCACCGAGAUGGAUUCGUAGUCCUGGAAAACGCCAUUGACGACAAUCUGGUGGACCGGCUUUACAACCGUAUGGUCCAGGAUAACUCGGAAUUCCUCAAGAAGAAGCACAUGCAUUGGAAUCAAGGUGCUUCAACUGGCAAUGUCAGCCAAAUUCCUCCGCUGACUCCAGAAUGGCUCCAUCGCGACUUCUAUGCGAAUCCUCACAUGAUCUGCGUGGUCGAGAAUCUCCUUGGUCCCAAUCCCGAGCUCCGAUUCAUCAACAGCAACGUGGCAUGUCCUGGAGGUACUGGCCGUCAAGCUGUGCACAGCGACGUCAGCCAUGCCUUCCCUGAAAUCCCAUUCGGCCUUGUCAUGAACAUUUAUCUCCAAGAUUCAGAUGUCGAGAACGGUGUCACGGAAAUCUGGUGUGGCACUCACAAUGCUUAUCCACAGAGCGAGCAGCAAAUUUCUCCCCGCAGUGGAUGGAUCAAGAAGGAGUAUUUGCAGGAGCAGGCGAAGAUCAAACCACCAGUUCAACCGAAAGUCAGGAAGGGCAGCAUUUGUUUUCGGGACCUUCGCUUAUGGCACGCCGGUAUGCCGAAUAAGAGUGACCGCCAUCGCAUCAUGUUGGCCAUCGACUAUUUUGCGCAUUGGUAUCAAUGCCCCAUGACGACCAAAUUGCCGUUGUCGAUGAAAGAUCAGAUUCAACGAGAGUGGAAGGGUAUCUCAACAGUCGGUGUCGAAUGGGUCGAAGAGGAAUUGAACAGUCUUGAUGUGCCGUUCUUCUUGAACAUGACGCAGGACCCGUCACAGUAUUUGCUGCAAACCGAAAAGGGGUUUCAAGAUCCUGUAGGCCGGCAAAGUGGAAAAUAUCUGUUUGAUAGCGCAAAGGUCACCGAGGACAAUUAUUGGACGCCGGAAAAGAAAGAAUGA
Molecule: messenger RNA, 1191 nt
Organism: Exophiala xenobiotica
Lineage: Eukaryota; Fungi; Ascomycota; Eurotiomycetes; Chaetothyriales; Herpotrichiellaceae
Exons: 1
Coding region: 1-1191 (396 amino acids)
Source: RefSeq, a predicted model, not a curated record